Penicillium brasilianum is the source of this 1292-nucleotide messenger RNA. Lineage: Eukaryota; Fungi; Ascomycota; Eurotiomycetes; Eurotiales; Aspergillaceae. The record is from the annotation of a GenBank genome assembly.
CCGACCGACACGUCGACGAGUACCUCCGUACGCCGUCCCCGUGCAAGCUCCAUGAACCCCCGACUUCGACCAGUCUGACCAGUUCAGAUCUCGGGUUGUGAAGAAAACAAAUCCCCCAAAAAUGAACCCACACAUCUCCGUCCCCCGCCAACAUGCCGGUCCGGCCAAUUUUGGGUCUACGCCCAGUCGCGGGUCCAACGUUCGCAUGCCGCGCUUCUUCAAGAGACUCUUCAAGUUCCCGCAGAUGGACUUUGAAAUGGCGAUUUGGGAAAUGACCUCCUUGUUGAUUGCGCCGAAGAAGGUCUUCAAAUCCAUAUACUACCAUAAACAAACGAAAAACACAUGGCACCGUCCCGACCCGUCCUUCACAUACCUCCUCUCCUUCUUCCUCCUUCUUACCGCAUUCGCCUGGGGCCUAGCAUACACCCACUCCUUCGGUUCCAUAAUCCGCCUCUCCUUCCUCUUCAUUUUCGUCCACUUCAUCGGCUCCUCCCUCUUGAUAUCUACAAUCGGCUACUUUGCCAUCGGCCGACUCUUCGGUCCCAACGGCGCCGCCGCCUCCCUGACCGGUCUCCGCGGCUCACGCGCCCGUCGUCGCGGCGCAGCACAAGGCCUGUUCGCGCAACCGGGUGAAAAGGAGCAACUCGAAUUCGGAUACUGCUUCGACGUCUCGAACCGAGCAUUCUUCCCGCUAUACUUGCAUCUCUACGUCGUGCAGUUCUUGCUCCUCCCGUUGUUGACCCGCUCGCCGAGUGAUUUCCUGGCGACUUUCUUGGGGAAUUCGUUGUAUCUGUCCGCUUUCAUCUAUUACACGUAUAUCACCUUUUUGGGAUAUAAUGCAUUGCCCUUCUUGCAUAACACGGAGCUUUUGUUGGUGCCCAUUCUGGUUUUUGCGGUGCUGUGGUUGGUCACCUUGAUUGCCGGGUGGGGGGUCGUGAUGCAGGGCCACGGUGUCGAGGGGUUGUUCUGGGGUGUUCCCGAUACGAAAGGGUGAACCCUUUCGUCUAGUCGGUUGGUGCCGUCUUGACCUGGGGGGUUUGCUUGGUACGUUUCUCUGGCCGACCCCCCGUGUAUGAAUUUUUUUCUUUUCUUUUUCAUUUCCAGCUGUUCUCUUGGCUAUGCAUUUGAAAAAUGUUCGCAUCUGUUUGUUUUUCGAGGGAAGGGCGUCUGUACAUGAUCUUCUUGUUUCUCCCAUUGCCCCCAUCUAUAAGACCGGGCAUCUUGUCUUCUUGGCGUGUGAUAUAGACCCAAAUAUCAGAUUUCCAUCUUUGCAAAAGUUAAUACAAUUUCAC